CGGAGUGACCACCCCCAAAACGUAUCAAAGCGGAACGGUUUCUAUCCCGGAACUAAAGUAAUGUAUCAAUAAUUCUAGGGAGGAAUUUUGUCCGUCGUUUGACAAUUUCGGAGGAAGCAGUGUGUUGUGGAGGUCAAGUCAAGGCUCAGGUUCUAAAAGAGACCCGGUGACAACAUUAUUGACCAAUCAUGGUGAAGAAGAAGCGCAUCCGCCUUAUCGCUGAGAUGGCCCGUAAGAUCCGUGUGUACCGGGAGCUUAAGAAUCGGCCGCGGGAGUCUGAGAAGUAUGCACUGGACUACGACACCAUGACGCGACCGCACACCAGGAAGACCCUGCCCGUGCUUGCCUGGCAGGACGUGAGGAGAGAGAGCCGUCUCUUCUCCCUGCUGUCUGGCCUCAGGAUGUUCGGGGUGGGCCACCUGUUCACACGCAAGUCCUGGCUGACAGAGCACCCUGAAGCACCUAGCUACUGGCAGGUCACCAAGGUCAAGGUGGACUACACUGCAGAAAACAUGGACCACGGCAGAGCAUGGGGAGUCCUGACCUAUAAAGGCAAGCAGGAGAGUGAAGCGAAGGAGAUGGACAAGGUGAUGUACCAUGACUGGCGUCUGGUGCCCAAACAUGAGGAGGAGCAGUUCAAACUCUACAACCCUGUUCCCGAGCCCCCCAUACGCUAUGUGUCGUACCCGCCCCUGCUCCGUGCCAUGCUCCUCGCCCAGCGGCAGAAGGAUGAGCUAGGGUCGGCAGCUGAGGAGCCAACCUUACCCCUAAAGAGGGAUGUCCUACUCAGCAAAGAGUACUUCAGAAGUCAGGAGAAAAAGAGGGAGAGGCAGGAGGGGACAGCAGUGUGAGAGAGGGGUCAAGCGGAAAGGGGGUGAAAGGUUACCAACAAGGGACUGAUGUCAACUUGGAUAGAUCAUAGGCUGCGUUCUGUUUCUCAAAGUAUUGAAUUGGUGCAAGCAUGGAGUUUUGACCAUAUCCUUUGCACCAAUCCAUUCCAUUUAAAUCCAUGAGAAGGUGUAGGAGUGCACAUCUCAGGAAAAGGGUAGAGAAUUGGACCACAGCUAUAGCAGUUUUCCUUUACAUUCAUAUGAGCCUUCUAUAACAAUUCCACUGAAUAGAAAGAAUUUGGAUUAUCAGAUGGACUUGAGUGACAGCUUGCUGUAAGGUUUCCACAACUGGCACUUGUCUCUUGUGCAUAUUGUGAUGUGAUGCUUGUGUGUUUGUAUUGUAAAUAGUAAAAUAUAAUACUACAUUAUGAAAAGAAUGGGCACUCUUAGUUUUUCUUAAAACGGAUUCAUUCUAACUGGAUGACUGGGUUAAGAUCGAUAAUAAAUAAAAACUAUUGUCCCACCCA
Messenger RNA from Oncorhynchus nerka (sockeye salmon), 1357 nucleotides. It is a transcript of the gene mrps34, whose product is annotated as mitochondrial ribosomal protein S34. The coding region runs from base 189 to 851 and encodes 220 amino acids. Gene Ontology annotation, molecular function: structural constituent of ribosome. Lineage: Eukaryota; Metazoa; Chordata; Actinopteri; Salmoniformes; Salmonidae. Gene Ontology annotation, cellular component: mitochondrion; mitochondrial small ribosomal subunit. The transcript is spliced from 5 exons. Gene Ontology annotation, biological process: mitochondrial translation. The record is from RefSeq and is a predicted model, not a curated record.